Messenger RNA from Saccostrea cuccullata (small rock oyster), 488 nucleotides. RefSeq names its product ganglioside GM2 activator-like. The record is from RefSeq and is a predicted model, not a curated record. Gene Ontology annotation, biological process: lipid transport; ganglioside catabolic process. The coding region runs from base 54 to 488 and encodes 144 amino acids. Lineage: Eukaryota; Metazoa; Mollusca; Bivalvia; Ostreida; Ostreidae. Gene Ontology annotation, cellular component: cytoplasmic side of plasma membrane. Gene Ontology annotation, molecular function: lipid carrier activity; enzyme activator activity. The transcript is spliced from 3 exons.
AUAGUAGAGAGAUAGUGAAGAUAUUUCAGUGCUAAAUUAAUCCAACGUGUAUCAUGAGCAGCGCAAUGAAUGCAGUCCUUUUUCUGUUGUCCAUUUUUGUUUCUUCAGAAGCAGCUUUUACUUGGAGGGAUUGUGUUCCUUCCACUACUGCCCAUCCGUAUGUGACGUUUACAUCUGUGUCCGUGUCGCCGUCUCCUGUGGUGAUUCCUGGAAACAUCACAAUCGGUGUAAAAGGAUCAGUUCAUCAUAACUUUGGCAAAGAUGUUAGAAUGGUAGUUCACAUGGACAAAUAUCUCUUAGGGGUAUGGACAAAGGUUCCCUGUAACAGUAACGUAGGAUCUUGCAACUACGAUAACCCAUGUGAGUUUUUAUCUGCUUUUGCGACAUCAGGAACUUGUCCACCUCAACUUGAGGCACAUGGUCUCCCGUGUACGUGUCCAUUUAAUCCAACCGACAUCAAUCUACCCCCAUCUGUGUUCCAGAAGUGA